This is a messenger RNA of Nycticebus coucang (slow loris), 9481 nucleotides long. It is a transcript of the gene FAM110C, whose product is annotated as family with sequence similarity 110 member C. Gene Ontology annotation, molecular function: alpha-tubulin binding. The coding region runs from base 625 to 1602 and encodes 325 amino acids. The transcript is spliced from 2 exons. Gene Ontology annotation, cellular component: cell cortex. Lineage: Eukaryota; Metazoa; Chordata; Mammalia; Primates; Lorisidae. The record is from RefSeq and is a predicted model, not a curated record. Gene Ontology annotation, biological process: positive regulation of cell migration; regulation of cell projection assembly.
GAGAUAAGCGCUGUGUUAUUUUCCUUUCAUAUCCCAAUUCCUCUCUGAUAAUAAGAAUAUGACCUCGGGUAGAGACUUAGGCAAUUGAUUUCCAACCACGGGGAGGUCACUUUAAGAAUUCAAAGGAUGUAAGGCACCUGCCUGGGGGCAGCCCGUUCCCUCUAUCUCUUCCCCUUGGAAAAUGCAGCGUCCAACAGUGAUUUUCUGGGACUCUUGAGUCAGGGAGGAAGCGGCUGGUACCUGGAGCUUGGAAAGCACCGCCUCCCUCCGCUCCUCUGCGCCGAGAGCCCCCCGCCAGACGCGCUGCCGGCUCAGAGCGGGUUCUUCCCCGCCCUGUUGCUUAGCUGCGCUGCCAGGACGUACCGGAAGGUGGAGGCCGCUGGCUGGAGGUGAGGAGGCGGCUAGACACGGAGACAAGGGGGAGGAAGGAGGUGAGGAAGAGGGAGGAGCCGAGACGCCGGGCCCGAGGUGCCGGGCGGGGACCGGAGCAGCUCGCGGAAGGGCACUCGGGCGCUGUUUCCUGCCCGGCGCGGACUUCGGAAUUGGCACUGGGACUGACAGGCGCUGCAACCCGAGCGCGUCUCCACUGGACCGGGAGUUCCGGCAAGUCUGUCCCCCGCAAGAAUGCGCGCCCAGGCGGCCCUGGACAUGCCACCGAGCGAGCGGCUCUUUCUCCGGGACCCUGACGCUUCCAAACAAUCGGAUACAGCACGGCCAGCACGCAGGAGUGCGGUGGAGAGACUUGCGGCAGAUCGCGCCAAGUACGUGCGGAGUCGACCGGCGGCUGGCCGGAGCUCUGCCUCCGAGAGCAGCGGCUCUGUGGCGAUCACCGGAGGGGGGGACGACUCAGGAUCUCUGGCUUGCGCCCCGGGUCCAGUGUUGCGCAGGACUAUUGCGCGGAAGCCUCUGAGGCCAGACUCCCUGGUCAUCUACCGGCAGAAAUGCGAGUUCGUGCGAGGACCCGGCGCCGACGGCUCCAGAGCAAGCCUGGUGAAGAAGCUGUUCCAGGGGCCGAGCAAGGACAAAGCUCUGGUGCCCCCCGAGACGCCCGGAGUGGGAGAGGUGGGCAAGGCCAGGGGCGGGGAGGCCUCCCGGGCCAAGCUUGGCCCCUCAAGGGCUCCCGAAUCCUCAGCUGCCCUCGAGCCUUGUGAGACUCCGGUCCCCGCUCCGCCGACUGCGGCGACCACCGGGGUACCAGCUGCGCCCCCUUGUCCCGGACCGACGGUGACCAGGCGUGGGGGGCUGCGGCGUUCGCAGUCAGACCUCAGCUCCCGCUACUCCAUGGCCUUGGCCGAGUUUGACACCUUCUUCCAGUACUGCGGUCUGGACCCUGAGGUGGUGGAGACUCUUGGGAGGGAGAACUUCUCCGUGGGGUCGGACCCUGCAGGUCUCAAGGUGCGCAGCGUGAGCGUCGCCACUUCCGACAGCGGCUUCUCCCGGCACAGCAUCGGAGGUGAAGAUGGGCUGCAGGAAGAGGAGCUGGUGGAGCAGGUGCCCAGCACCACCUCCGUCAUCGAGAGGAACGCCCGCAUCAUCAAGUGGCUGUACACUUGUAAGAAGGCCAAGGAGAGGCCCAGCCAGGGGCUCCAGGGGCCGGCGUGACUCGCGGUGCGCGCCCAGAAAGCUAGGUUGGGAAGCCCAUCUGCGCGUGCCGAUGAGGGCCUGGUGACCAGUGGAUGAUGGUUAGUUACAGCUGAUGCUUAGAAUUCAGUACGCUAAGUUGGAAGGGACCCACGAGAUUGGCACGCAGAGGCUUAGGAGUUGAGCCAUCACAGCUGAAGAAGCGGAGGCAGCAGUCGCGGCACCUGCAGGCCCAGUCCCCUCUCGAGUUGCUGCGUCCAACCACCAAAAAGGGUAGUCUGUAAGUUAACACUGUCCCACCUGGCUUAUCACUGUGGAAAUAGGAGAAAUCCGAAUUGUAAAAUCCCGUCAGCAAGCAGCUUUAUUAUAUCUUGUGCUGAAAAUAGCCUGAGCCCUGACCUUCGAGUCAGCUGCCGGUGGGCCUGCAGCCCUGUGCAGCUGCUGUCUCACCUCCCCACAGAGAGUCUCUGUGUACUUUGCUGGGGCCCUUACAAAGUGAGAGAACUUUUCUACAGGACCUUGUCAAAACUUUGGGAUUCGUUUAGCAAUAAAAAAAUCUUUAUUUAGCUAAAUUUUGUUUAAAUUGUUUUGAGAGCUUCCGUUUGUUAAACUGGGGGAAUUGGUCUGGAUUGUAACCAGUGUUUCAUAGUUCUGAACUGCUGUGAUUCUACAAUUUUUUUGCCUCUGGUGAUGCAUUCGGGAACUAACUUCCCUUUGAAUAGCCAGUAGCCCAGAGUUGACCUCAAGCUCUUUUUUUGUUGAGGAGUGUUUAUCCCCACUGUCACUCCCUCUUCCCUGAAGUGAGGGCAUUUUGGGGAAUAGUGCAGAGAAGGUACUUUUUCAGGGUUCUCUUUGAGAGCCAAGAAUUUAAACAAUGCAGCACCUUUUUUCUCUUGCCAUUCAAUGACAACUUGCUAAAUUAUGAGAUGAAAUUAUUUUGUCUGCCAUUGAGAUAAACUACUGACAGACACUGCAUCAGCCUGUAGAGCUGCCACAAGAUAUUUGAAGAUUUUAUUUCUAAAAUUAAAUUCAGAAUUAACAAGAGGAGGCGAAUUCAUUAUUCUUCUUGAACUCAGAAAGCUCAGGACUUAAGUUCUUCCUUCUAACUUAUAGAUGAUUUGCAUUUUCUGCUAGCCUAAGUCUCCAAAGAAUGUAUAUAGGCAGUCAAUUUAAAAAAAAUUAAUUUGUGUUUUUCACAAAUUGUCUUUUGGACUUGGAGAUGGGUGAAGGGCCUUCUCGCAAUGUGAUGCUGUUGUGAACACGUAGUGGAAGAUUUUGGGGAGUGGGCAUGGUGGGUGAAGAGAUACCUUCUGGCUGUAGAGCACAAAACCAGAAGCUGGGGGGCUGUCUUCUGUUAGCAGGUGACUCUGGCACUGUACACCGGGCUUCCUUUGUCCAUAGAGUAAAGGGAGAUGGGUGGAUGAUUUCCGAUCUCUACAUUUUAUAUUCUGUGUAGUGAUAAUCUGCAUAUCUGUGUUCCAUAACUGGAACCUGGAAAAGGGAAAUAAAACACCCCUGUCUAUUGGAUCAUGUACACAUACAAGAUAAGUUUAUGAAUACGUUUCUUCCAGGCAGCCAGAGCAUGUGUAGCCAGUAGGUGGUAUAAAUAGGGGUGGGUCAAGAAGUUGACAAACCAAAUAAAACCUGACAACAUAAAAAUGAAAGUGGCCCCUCCAGACCCAGGCCCAACCCUGUCUCUAGCACCCCAGUGUCAAAACAGUGACCUGGAAGAGAACUUAGGAUGUAAUCUACAAAGUAGCCUUCCCAGAGUCCUUAUAAAUUUGAACUUAUGAAAAAUAUAAGAUGUUUGGUUAGCCUGUAAAAACUUUCACUUUUAUGACAAAAGUAGUUGAAGUGAGAGGAAAGGGAGGGCAGGUUUGAGAAAGGAUGGAGGGAAAAGUGACAAGAGAACAAGGGCUCUCUGGCUUAUUUUUCACCCUUUCUCCCUCCAUCUUAGCCCCAUUUGUUCUAAGCAGGACACAGUGUCCCUGCCUUUCAAGAAGUUUCACAUUGUUGCUCAUAACAGGGGACAAUCACACAGAACCUGUCUCAGUUUUUGUAUGGUAUCGUAUGGUGGUCACAAGCAAUGUAAAAAUUUAUGUUACAAAUUACUCCCCAAGACUCAGUCAUAGUGUCCCAUUAAGCAGAGACCUAAUGCCUGGGUGCUGGGAAGGUUGUGAGAAGGAAAUAAGUUCCCUGGGCCUUCUCCAGCUAGCUGGAACAGUGUCUGCUCAUGACCUCAGCCUCCUUCACACCUCACCACUUCUAAACUCUGGUGUUCCCUCUGAAGACCUGCCAGCCCCCAAAACCCACUGUGGUGGCACAGUGACACCAGCAGCCUGGUGCACACUUGGUCAGUGAGAUGAGCCUCUGAUACUCUGCAUUGGAGUCACUUGUUCUGAGACUAGGUCUGUAACUUCUGGACAAUAUAAAAGCUAGAAUUCAAGCUGUUCUUUUUCUGAUGAAAUCUGUAAGGAUUAAGUUUAGAAUUUUACUGAAAAUUCAAAAAAUUUAAGAUGAACAAUGGUAGAUCUUCUAAAUGAAAGAGAAAACAAAUAUAUUUUAUAUGUAGGUUUUUGUCCCCUUGGUAGGUAUAAUAAAGGUAUCUAAUCUAGAACUAAAUAAUCAGUUUAUGAGUUUCUUACCCCUUGGGGUAAAAGUGUUUACUUUUCAAAACUGAGGAUAUCAAACCUGGAGAAUGACUCAUAGAAUCUGCAUGCAAGUCCAUUGGGGAUUUAUGAGUAACAGACAGUUACACAUGGGUAAUUUUCAUAUUCUGUUUCCCAGAGUAUAAUUCACGAAAAUUGCUCUUCUGUCUCCUGUGUUUAGUCAUCUUCCUGUCCUUCAAUUAGUCAAAUUGGGGAAUUGCCAAAAUGUGUCUUUCUGCUUUUCUGUUUUGCAUAAAAUAAGUAAAUUGCUUUUUUUAAUAUUGGCAUAAAAGAAUGGUAACUUGUCCUUUGAGAUAAUUAGGGAUAAAUGUUGUUUAAUUUCAAGGCAAAAAUAUUCAGAUAUUCCACAGCUAUCUUCACAUUACCCUUCACCAAAAAGGAAGGGAGGAACAGAGGGAAGGCCUGAAGAAAACCACUGAAGCUCCUGGAACAGAAUCCUGCCUCACCUUUAUUAUGCAAAGAUGCUAUAGUCAUAUAGAACACAUAAAUUGGGGAUACUCAGAGCUUUCUGCUCCUUUCUUUGAUGACUCUGCAAAGCUCUGUAGUUGCCACUGGGGAGCCCAUUUCAGGUGAACACAUGUUUGAAUAGCUGUCUUUCCCUGUCUUCUGGCCAGCACUGGGCCUUCAAGAGAUAUUAGCAUUUGAAAAGGGAAGAAUCAGUUUGCUUUCAAAUAUUUAGUUGGACUGUCUGCCUUGUUCUGUUGUCUGACUCUGGCAGUUAGCACUGGCCUUAACAACAUUCAAAAAAGUUUCCUUUACUGCCUGUGAGCAGUUUGAGGCAAAGAGAAAUUUUGAAAGCCCAGGAAAAGGGCUGCCAGGAGAGGGAGAUUUCUUCUGACAAAGAAAGCAGAUGAUAGUCGUUCUAGAUAUUUUAAAAUGCAGAGAAUGUCACAGAAGUAGAAACUAUAGGAUUCAGACUUUGUAGUAUAGUCUUUCAACUUUUGCCUGAACUGGGGUUGACUCACUGUUUCUUUAACUCCUUAGGAAGCAAGAAUUACCAAUGGUAUGGACUACUGGAGUGUGUCAGGUGACUUGGGACCCUGGUGCUAUUUGUCCAGUGCCUCUGUACCCAGGAAUAAAGCACUAUGGACAAAGCUUAAGUGGUUUCAGAAGGUUUGAAAGGCUAUCGAGAAUAUGGGAAACACAGAUAAGGAAAAUUUGCUGACUUAUAACAAGUGAAACACCAAGAGACGUUCUACUUGUUUAAAGUGGAUUUAUCCUUGCUUUCAGGGGGCAUCUGGAAAGCUGUUUGGAAAUACUUUUAGGGUUAUCUUUUUAACCCUAAUUUUUUUUUUCUUUUUUUUUUGAGACAGAGUCUCACUAUGUCGCCCUCAGUAGAAUGCUGUGGCGUCACAGCUCACAGCAACCUCCAACUCUUGGGCUUAAGCGAUUAUCUUCCCUCAGCCUCCCAAGUAGUUGGGACUACAGGCACCCACCACAAUGCCUGUCAUUUUUUUGUUGUAGCUGGCCCAGGCUGGGUUCGAACCCACCAGCCUCAGUGUAUGUGGCUGGUGCCGUAACUACUGUGUUAUGGGCGCCGAGCCAAAAUUUAUUUAUUUUUAAAUGCAAGAGCAUGAAAACCAAGUGUAAAUGCUUGGUAUGUGUUCCUGUGCCCAUCUGGGGCUGACUGGCACCAUUUAAAUCAAAGUAAUCAGAGCCAACAAAGAGUAAGAACACAUUCACACACACCAUGCAUGUUUCCAAAGCAUUCCUGUAUGGUGAAUUAUACUUAACUCCUAAACUAUGCAACUGAUGAUCUCAUGUAACAAAUCAGAAAGCACUUUUAAAAUCACUUGGAGGUACAAGGUCAUUUUAUUAAUGCCAUUCUCUAUUUGGGUUGUAGGCAUGUAGAAGUCUCCAUUAAAAGAUGAAUUAGAAUUGAGGCACUGCCGAAUGAUACUUUUUCUUGUACUUGGACAGUUUCUGGAGAGCUGACAGAGAAUCUGGGCACUUCUUCAGGUCAGACCAGUGGCAGCACCCACUUUGCUGCAGCACCACUUAGAGUGAGCUCCAUAGUUUUGUGGCUCCUAACUUCCUAGAGGGCACGGGACACAGCAUCUUAGGUGGGACCUUCUCCUUCACACCUCUCCACAUCACAUAAUCAUCCCAAAUUUGGCACCAAUUCACCCUUUUCUCAAAGGGAGUAUUUUUUUUAAAGGAGCAGCCUCUGGGUGGCUGGGAAACUAGAAUCAGAAUGUGGGGAGGGGCUUACUGGGACCCUUCAUUCUGAAAUUGCUUAUGACACCAAGAUGACUAUUGAGAUUUUGAACCUUCUGAGAGGAAUUUUGUAUCACUCAAAGAAAAUUCAUUAGAAGAUUGGAUGCAGUGGCUCACACCUGUAAUCCUAGUAUUCUGGAAGGCUGACGCAGGCAGAUCCCUUGAGCUCAGGAGUUCCAGACCAGUCUGAGCAAGAGCAAGCCCCCAUCUCUAAAAGUAACUGCGCAUUGUGGCAGGUGCCUAUAGUCCCAGAUACUUAGGAGGCUGACACAAGAGGAUCGCCGCUCAAGCCCAAGAGUUUGAGAUUGGUGUGAGCUAUGCUAUAGCACUCUACACCAGGGUGACUGAGUGAGACUAUCUCAGAAAAAGAAGAAAAGGUAUGUUACCCAGUCAGCUGUUUCAAAACUUACCAUAUUUUAUCAUAACAUAUGUCUUCAAGAACAAAAUCACUACAGAAUAAUAUGGAGAGAAAGAAAUGAGUUUCUCAAUGAUGUCAUAUUUUAUAAACCAUUCCAUUUGAAUAUAUUCAUGUAUUUGUUUAAUAUUUUUUUAUUUUUGUAACUUUUAUUGUUAGAGUAGGUCUUUGAGUUACUUAUUUAUUUUUAUACAGUUAUUAGUCUUCAAAUAGUUUUCCUUUACUUCAUGUGGUUUUAGUUCUUGUCAGUAUAGUUUUAAAUCAUUUUGUCUGUGGUCAUCUUCUUGUACAUGUACAUAUUGUUUAUUUGAACUUUCAUCUUUUGACUAUGAGUAGAAGGCUUGGCACUCCAUAAAGUAUUCACUACUGUAGUGAUUUGUUUUCCAGGAAGUCCCAGGUACACAUUUUUGGAGGCUUUGCAGGCUGACAGAUAAACCUUUUUCUUCCUUUUUUUUUUUUUUUUUUUUUGAGAUAGAGUCUCAUUAUGUCGCCUUCAGUAGAGUGCUGUGGCAUCACAGCUCACAGCUGACACAGUUUCUAAAUAGCUUUUUCUAUAUACUACUUGCAACUGGAGUACAAUAUUGUAUGUCAUCUAUUAAAGAAAUAAAGUACUUUUAUCAUUUGUUAAAUUGACUUGAAUUUUAACAAAGCAAAGGAAAUUAAAAAUGAGAAUAUGAAUAGUUAUUCAUAUCUUUUGUUUCUCCCUUUCUUCUGGAUACCAUCUCAUCAGAUUAUCAGCAGAAAUGAGGAAAGCAUUGCCAGACUAAGCCACACCAGUUGCAGGACACCUGAACUUUCCAACUUGAAAUACAGUAAAAACAGUUUUAAGUCUUCAGCACUUUGCUUUUCUCUAAUUGUUUUUCAGGCUUCUGCUUAAAAGGAUUUUUCUUAAUGUUUUAUUAAGAAAAUGAGCACAAAGAUAAAAAUGAAAGCAUGGUUUGUGCCCCUUCUCAUUAGCUCAUCAAAUGAGGUGAACUCUGCUCCUUUCAGGGUGCUUUCAGUAUGCUCAGGGUGGCCUGGGCAGAGGUGAGGAAGGAGCAGGCUCUUCUCUUGAACUGACUGUGCCAGGCCCAAAGAUGGGCCUUCCUGAGCAGAACAAAUACAGUACCUCUGUGUGUCCACAAAGCACAUAGACAAAAGCCCCGGUGCCAUAGAAACUCUGGUCAUUGAGAAGUAGCCCAGGUGCUAUGUGGUACAGCUUCUGCCCCAGGGGACAGCCACAGUUGCUUUUCUUCCUCAGGUAAACCUGAAGGCUUGCACAAUGGUUAAGUGUAUAAACUUUGCAUGUAUAUUAAUGAAGCAAAUAGAUUUGUGCAAUAUUUAGAUAUUCUGGGUUGAAAAUAUUAAACAAGAAAAAACUGAGUGUCUCAACCAGGCACUUUUAUAACUCUGGUCUUGCAAGUAGCAGGAAGCAGCUGAUGGGAGGAACAUAGGGAAACACCAGAAAAUGUGCUCCUGCCAGGAAUGGCUUCUCCAUUAUCUCUACUAUGACACCUCAGAUUCUAUGAUUGAUUACCUUUGUGUUCUUUCCUUAAUGACUGUCAUUAAAAUGAGAGUGCUUUUGAGGAAAGAACGUGUUGAACUGUUAAUAACUAUUCGCCUUUAAAUCUCACUUCAGUAUACCCUGUGGAAUACUCAAUUUUGAGGUUAAGUAGGACUCAUAAUUACAUGUACCAGAACAGGAAAUUAUGGAAUUUCAGAGACCCAAAGCCCCACUAUCCACUCUGUGAUAUCAGAAUACCUGUGCCCGGAGCAAUGUGACUUUAACCAAGGCUGUCACUGCACAGCAGCAGAAUCACCCACAGACAGGUGUCAAGGGUGAGCCCAGCUCCUGCCACACUUUCUCGGGGGCACUGAUAUUCAAUAAGGAAAGAGAGAGAGCGAGAUGAUGAAGAUGAAGAGAGGGAGAGAGGGAGGAAGUAGUGAGUGACUCUAUGAGACAGGUUUAUGAAUUUAUAUAACCAUUUUGGUUCACAGUUUCAAUUUGGUGGCCGAUCUGUCUGAAUCAUAAAUGGAACUCAAAGUCCAAAGCAUAUAAAAAGAAUCAAGCAACAAGGAAAGGAAACAUGUAAAUUAUAAAUGGCUUUUUUUUUUUCCUGUUUUAUUUUAAUCUCCUUCACCCUGGCAGCUAAUUAGCUCCGUCAGUCAGAAGGUCAUGGGUGGGGGCUGCAUGCUAGCCUUUGGCUUUUAGGAGCAGUCUCCUUUUCAGACUUAGGGAGAGAAUAAAAAGAGUCAAUGUAGCAAAUAAACCCAAAGCCAGCCCAGGAAGCCAAGGCGGUGCUUUUUCUGGGUGAUCCUGAGAGCUGUUCACAGACACGCCCUUGGAGGCACACAGCAGGCUCAGGCUGGGCAAGUCCAGCGAUGUUAUCAACACUUGAGGACCCUACUGUUUUCUCAACCUGCUUGGCAAGACUGAGGCAUUAGAGUUCAGGGUAUUUCCAAAGUGCCUUCGGGCACCUCACACCAUUCCUAUUCUAGGUGACUGUGAGAACUGUGGGCAUCUGCUGGUGCUAACAGCAGGGACCCACUCAACCUGUGCCACACUGUUAUAGCUGUAAGUGACCUUGGAGAUCCCCUCCCAGAAGCACCUCUAGGCCAA